This is a messenger RNA of Cyphellophora attinorum, 798 nucleotides long. RefSeq lists its product as uncharacterized. The record is from RefSeq and is a predicted model, not a curated record. Lineage: Eukaryota; Fungi; Ascomycota; Eurotiomycetes; Chaetothyriales; Cyphellophoraceae. The transcript has a single exon. Bases 1 to 798 code for a protein of 265 amino acids.
AUGUCGAGAUCCGAUCUCCUCGCGCUCAGUGCGAGCCAGCCAGGCUGGACACAUUCCGUUAGCUGGGAAGACGCCACAGUAUUUCUACAGAACUUCUUGUUCACGAUUGGCAUGAGCCCGGACGAGCUCUGCCAAGACAACAGGGUACUCAUGCAAACGUUGCCCCCGUUCAUAUCACUACUGCAACGUAUGGUCAGCUGGCGCAACGCCGGGGACUCCGACCUCGUGCGCGACAGAGCAACAGUUGUAAAAGUCCGCGAUGUCUUAUUCGAAGACGAACCGCAAAAUACUAAUAUGCAGGGCUACGGGCAUGUGAUUGGUAAUUCUCUCUUUCUUGAGUACAAAACGAGCAUCCUACCGUUUCGGGGCGACGACUUCACAUUGGACGAAAAUGACCUGAUCUGCCUUCAACCAGCAAAUAUUAGGUUUCCCGAAGAGUACGCAAAGAUGUACUCUACAGGCUUCCUGGUCAGAGCCAGGAGCGACGGCCCGAAGAGGAAUUUGUGUUUGUGUGGUAUCUUGAUUGCGUCUCACCUACAACUAAAACAUCUCGAUGAAAUACCGCCAGACCUGGUCAAAGCAAUUGCCACAUUGCAGGAAUUUGGUCGAGACCUCGACGAUGCUAUGCCUGGCAUGAACGACGAGGUUGUCACAGCGUUGAAAUGUCCGACCAUGCCGUACCUGCGCCUGCUUGCACAAUUCCGCCAGCUGGUACUGCUCUUGAGACAUUGGAGAAGUGUUCGCAACCAGCCAUACAUACCAGAUGCAGAUCUCUGGAAACAGCGUGCACACGAAUAA